Messenger RNA from Lemur catta (Ring-tailed lemur), 4660 nucleotides. It is a transcript of the gene ALPK1, whose product is annotated as alpha kinase 1. The coding region runs from base 308 to 4135 and encodes 1275 amino acids. The record is from RefSeq and is a predicted model, not a curated record. Gene Ontology annotation, biological process: protein phosphorylation. Gene Ontology annotation, molecular function: protein serine/threonine kinase activity; ATP binding. The transcript is spliced from 15 exons. NCBI's taxonomy places the organism in Eukaryota, Metazoa, Chordata, Mammalia, Primates, Lemuridae.
UUUCUUUCAAAUUUCUACUUCCUGAAACUGAGGCUGUUUAUGAGAAACAGUGUAUUUCGGAGAGAUUGUACUAUAAUUAACUGUCUGCAGAGUUAGAUUUGCUGGCCUGAAAGUGGUUUUUCCUCUUCUUGGAGGUAAAAGUAGAAAGCUCUCCAAAAUCAGGAAUGGAUUGAAAUCUAAUGAGCACAGACUUUGGGUAUCUCAGCCUUCAAGGGGCUCCUUUACUGAGGAUCGAUGUCCCCUCCUAGGUAAUUGAUCACCGUGGACCGAGGGACACCCGAUUCAUGGUCGAGGGAGGGUAAUUAUCAUGAAUAAUCGGAACGCAGUGGCCUCGCUGCUGCAAGAGUGCAAGCAAGUGCUGGACCGGCUCCUGCUGGAGCCACCAGAUGUGUCAGAAGAGGACAGGAGCGAGCACCAGCGGUGCAGAGCUUCGCUCCCCAGUGAGUUAAGGACCCUGCUCCAGGAGGCAGAGGAAAUGAAGUGGCCCUUCGUCCCUGAGAAGUGGCAGUACAAACAAGCCGUGGGCCAGGAGGACAAAACAAACCUGCAGGAUGUGAUCGGCGCCGGCCUGCAGCAGUUGCUGGCGACACUGCGGGCGUCGAUCCGCGCCCGGGACUGCGUGGCCGCGGCCGCCGUCGUGUUCCUGCUGGACCGGUGUCUCUACGGGCUGGACGUCUCCGCGGCGCUGCUGCAGGUCGCCAAGGGGCUGCACAAGCUGCGGCCCGCGACGCCCAUCGCCCCGCAGGUGGUCAUUCGCCAGGCCCGCGUCGCCGCCAACUCAGGAAAACUCUUGAAAGCAGAGUAUAUUCUGAGCAGUCUAAUAAGCAACAACGGAGCAACAGGUAGCUGGCUUUACAGAAACGAAAGUGACAAGGUCCUGGUGCAGUCAGUCUGCAUACAGAUCAGAGGACAGAUUCUGCAAAAGCUAGGGAUGUGGUAUGAAGCGGCAGAGUUAAUAUGGGCUUCCAUCGUGGGAUAUUUGACACUUCCCCAGCCAGAUAAAAAGGGCAUUUCCACGUCGCUGGGUAUACUGGCAGACAUCUUUGUUUCCAUGAGCAAGAAAGAUUACGGGAAGUUUAAAGACAAUCCACAGAUUAGCUUGGGCCUGCUGAAGGAGUUUGACCACCAGUUGCUGUCGGCCGCGGAAGCCUGCAAGCUGGCAGCUGCCUUCAGCGCCUACACACCCCUCUUCGUGCUCACAGCUGUGAAUAUCCGAGGCACGUGCUUGUUGUCAUAUAGCAGUUCUAAUGACUGUCCUCCUGGAAUGAAAAAUUUAUAUCUGUCUGAAGCCAAAGAGGCCUUUGAAAUCGGCCUCCUCACCAAGAGGAGAGAUGAGCUUGUUACCGGAAAACAGGAGCUUCACAGUUUUGUCAAAGCUGCCUUUGGUCUCACCACAGUGCACAGAAGACUUCAUGGGGACACGGGGACAGUCUGUGUGGCCGGUCAGCUCUGUAGGGAAGCUAUGGAGAAGCUGUACACGUUCAGUACUUCCUCCAGAAGUCAGGAGAGAGAAGCUUUGUCUCAAGAAAUCAUGUCUCUGAUUGCCCAGGUGAAGGAUCAUUUACAAGUUCAAAGCUUCUCGAAUUUAGAUGACAGAUCUUAUGUUCCAGAGAGUUUCAAGUGCAGGUUGGACGAACCCAUCUUGCAUGGGCAAGUGGAUUUCCAAACUAUCCUUGAAACCUAUUCACAGCACCACACUUCAGUGUGUGAGGUAUUCGAAAGCACUUGUAGAGACAGCAAAAGUCAGCAGAAAGAUACAAAAACGGGAGUCUGUAUCACUGCUCUAAAAACAGAAACCAAAAGCAUAGAUACUGUAAGCACUACUCAAGACAGACCAUGCUCUCAAAAAGGUACGGGACUCCCUUCCUCCCAAAUGGCUAAAAAUAGUCAGGAGACACUCAGAAGGGUAGGAAGGAGAAACUGGGCCCAUUCGGAUGCAUUUCGAGUGUCCCUGGACCAAGAUGUGGAGGCUGAGAUGGAGCCACCAGGCCACAGCAAUGGUGAGGGAGCCAUCUUGAGCAAGUCUCUGAGUGACAGCCAGAGCUCAAGUUCGUGGAGCAAGUUAUCGGGGUUUAGUUCUUCCACAAGCUGGGAGGAAGUGAAUUAUCACGUUGAUGAUAGGUCCCCAAGGAAAGAACCUAGCAAAGAAGAACACCUUGUGGACACGCAGUGUUCCACCGCCUUGUCGGAAGAGCUGGAGAAGGAUAAAGAAGGUAGAGUUGUGCAUUCGUUGUGUUCAGAGCUUCGUGGUCUCGCUCUCCAGGAGGACAAUUCAGAGCCUUCUCAAAGCCAACUGCACAAACACAUGCCCUUGACAACCUUCCAUCCUCACGAUACAAAAGGCACAUUCUUGGCGUCUGGCUCAGGCCUGUUAGAAGGAGCUCCAGGAGGUAUCCAGGAAGUCAGAAAUGUUGGACCCAGAACUCCUUCUCCUCACUCCAGACCCUCCUGUGGUUCUGCUUCUUGGUCUUCUGAUUCUGGUGGGCUCCAGGAGAUGGUCACAAAUCCUCCAGUUCAAGAAGAAACCUUUGAAAUAAUUGAUGAGUUUCCGGAAACCAACUGUGAUGCCAAAGACAGGCACAAGGAAGACAAGGAAGAAGAAAUCAAUGAAAGAAGCACAGGCCCUACAUGGAAAGGUGGCCCCUCCUGGGUUGACCCGGAAGGAGAAACAGCAGAAGGCACAGAAGACUUUCAGAUAGUCAUGGACAAUGGUCUGGGCAACAGUUCCAUGAUGGCGGCAUGUAGCUCUUUCCCUCCUCCUUGGCGUGUUCAAAAUCCUGAGUCAGGAAAGAGUGGUGGUUCCCUUACAGAGCAGGGCAUUGACCCCGAUGCCUCCACUGUGGACGAGAAUGGCAUUGACCCCGAUGCGUCCACUGCAGACGAGAAGGGCAUUGACCCCAAUGCAUCCACUGUGGACGAGAAGGGCGUUGACCCCGAUGCAUCCACUGUGGACGAGAAGGGCCAAGAGCUUGACAGCACAGAUGUUCACUCCAUGGGAGGACGUGGCUCUCAUAGACUGUGUGCUCUGAGACAGCCACCUGGUCACAGUGCUGAGCCCCCCAAUUCCUUUGUGAGCAGUAACGUUCUCUUCCCCGUCCUCAACGAGGACUGCACUACCACCGAGGAGGGAAACGAACCUGGAAACGUGCUAAAUUGCAGUCAGAACUCCAGCUCCUCCUCAGCGUGGUGGUUGAAGUCACCUGCAUUUUCCAGUGGCUCUUCUGAGGGGGAGAGCCCGUGGUCCUAUUUGAACUCCAGUGGGAGUUCUUUUGUUUCCCUGCCAGGAAAGACAAGGCAGGAGAUCCUUGAGGCUCGCACCUUACAGCCUGAUGACUUUGAAAAGCUCUUGGCAGGAGUGAGUCACGACUGGCUGUGUCAGAGGCUGGAGAACACAGGAGUUUUUAAGCCCAGCCAACUCCACCGAGCGCACACUGCUCUUUUGUUAAAAUAUUCCAAAAAAUCUGAACUGUGGACAGCCCAGGAAACUGCCGUGUACCUGGGGGACUACCUGGCUGUGAAGAAGAAAGGCAGACAAAGAAAUGCUUUCUGGGUUCAUCAUCUUCAUCAAGAAGAAAUUCUGGGGAGAUAUGUUGGGAAAGAAUAUAAGGAGCAGAAGGGGCUCUGGCACCACUUCACGGAUGUGGAGCGGCAGAUGACUGCACAGUACUAUGUGACAGAAUUUAACAAGAGACUCUAUGAACAGAACAUUCCAACACAGAUCUUCUACAUCCCAUCCACAAUAUUACUGAUUUUAGAGGGCAAGACAAUAAAAGGAUGUGUCAGUGUGGAACCUUACAUGCUGGGAGAAUUCGUAAAAUUAUCGAAUAACACAAAAGUGGUGAAAACAGAAUACAAAGCCACAGAAUAUGGCUUGGCUUAUGGCCAUUUUUCUUACGAGUUUUCUAAUCAUAGAGAUGUUGUGGUUGAUUUACAAGGGUGGGUGACUGGUAACGGGAAAGGGCUCAUCUACCUCACAGACCCCCAGAUUCACUCUGUUGGUCACAAGGAUGUCACUACCAAUUUCGGAAAGAGAGGAAUUUUUUACUUCUUUAAUAACCAGCACGUGGAGUGCAAUGAAAUAUGCCACCGUCUUUCUCUGACGAGACCGUCCAUCAAGAAACCAAACACGUCAUAGACGACUCGGGUUGGAAUUGCGACAGACCUCAGUGACGCUCGACAAUGUCAAACGCUCCUUUCCCUCCAGGCACAGGAAAUACGACACAGCCUGGUCCCUUUGGGCUUGGGUGAGGCCGUGGCACUGGUUCUGGCCAAUGAUUUGUGAGAGGGAUUGACGAGUGUCACUUGCAGGCCUGCAUGUCAUUGCCACCGUAAGAUCCUGCAGACUUUCUUCCCUGUCCCUCGGUCACCAAGGAUGUGUCAGGAAGUACCUGCUUCUGAGUCGAAGUCCCCCAGUGCAGGGACCGUGGAAAGAGCCCCAGGUGACCCCUGAUGGGCACAAGGCACUGCUGCGGGGGGAAAAAAAAAACUUUUGUUGUUUACGCCAUUGCAAUUUAGGAGCUUUUUGUCACUAUCAAGACUGAUACUAUUGGUGCUUUUCCUGUGGAUUUAGGAAUUCUUCAUAGAUUAAAAAAUUCAGAUCUUCGGCCAGGCGCGGUGGCUCACGCCUGUAAUCCCAGCACUCUGGGAGGCCGAGGCGGGA